Molecule: messenger RNA, 2980 nt
Organism: Labrus bergylta (ballan wrasse)
Lineage: Eukaryota; Metazoa; Chordata; Actinopteri; Labriformes; Labridae
Gene: aph1b
Product: APH1B gamma secretase subunit
Biological process (GO): Notch receptor processing; positive regulation of catalytic activity; protein processing
Cellular component (GO): endoplasmic reticulum; gamma-secretase complex; membrane
Molecular function (GO): protein-macromolecule adaptor activity
Source: RefSeq, a predicted model, not a curated record
UGACGUCAUGAGCAGACCGUGUGACACAGUGGAGGAAGUAGAGGGAGCUCUCCCAUCAGAGACAACAGAGGGCUGGGAUUUGAUAAACUAAAAGAAGAAAGAAGAAACACGUCGGUAAAUCGGUCUUACGGAACAAGACAAAGCGCUUUAGGUCGCGCUGCUGGCCGCUAGCUUCUCCACGAAGAGCCAAAAUGACGGCGGCGGUGUUUUUCGGCUGCACCUUCAUCGCGUUCGGGCCGGCCAUCGCUCUGUUCCUGUUUACCAUCGCCCGGGAUCCGCUCAGGGUCAUUUUCCUCAUAGCAGGGGCGUUUUUCUGGCUGGUGUCUCUGCUGCUCUCCUCUCUCGUGUGGUUCAUCUCAGUUCAGAUCAGUAACAAGGAGAGUGCGGCGCAGCAGAAAGGUCUCCUUAUCUUCGGCGUGGUGCUGUCCGUCCUGCUGCAGGAAACCUUCCGCUUCGGUUACUACAAACUACUCAAGAAAGCAAAUGAAGGUCUUCUCACUCUCAGUCAGGAGGAAACAAUGCCGAUCUCCAUAAGGCAGCUGGCCUACGUGUCCGGCCUCGGCUUCGGCUUCAUGAGUGGAGCGUUCUCGGUUGUGAACAUCUUGGCUGACUCUGUGGGACCGGGGACGAUCGGGAUUCAUGGAGACUCACAGCACUACUUCCUGUCCUCAGCCUUCAUGACCCUGGCCAUCAUCCUGCUCCACAUGUUCUGGGGGGUCGUCUUCUUCGACGCCUGUGAGAAGCAGCGCUGGUGGGCAGUGGCCGCUGUCGUCAUCAGCCACCUCAUCGUUUCCUGUCUGACUUUCCAGAACCCCCAGUAUGUCACCAGUCUGGUUCCCACCUACGUCAUCUUGUUCCUCAUGGGCAUCUGGGCGUUUUACUCGGCAGGUGGUUCCCUCAGAAACCUCAAACUCUGCCUCACCUGCAAAGACAAGGACUUCCUGCUGGCCAACCACCGGCCCAGAUAACGCAGCACGCCAGGCCGUGUGCAGGACUCUUUAUCCAAAGAUCAUUGAGUUCACACACUGAAACACACACAAACACACACACACACACACACUGAUCACAGCAAAAAGGGAGUGUUCACCCUCUGUUAAUCCUUUAAGACUUAAGUCAUCAUCUUAAGUAUGAAACCCCCAAAUGAAAGAGCAGUGGGAGUGUAAUGACAGAAAGGUACUAAUAUGGGAGAUCGUUUUGAUUCAUGUCCAAUUCAGAAGAUCAGUUUGUAAUGCUGAGUUUAAUUCACAUGCUGAGGUUGUAAAUAUAUCUCUAUCUGGCAGACAGCGCCCCCUUUUUGUUGCCUGACGCUCCGGGUGAACCCACAGAGGAACAAAACCUACAAAAAAAUGAUCGAACUGGCGACACUGUUCACAUCCUGUACAUAAUUCUUCUGACGUUUUCAGCUUUUCUUUGUCGAUUGUGUGAAAUCUUGUAAGAGGUUGGAUUUUAUUUCAUUCAUAAACAAAAACUCUUUGUGUACAUAUUUCUGCAUUUUUUAAUGUCCUCAUGUGGUUAGUGCAAAGUGUCAGACAUUCUCCAGAUGUGGACUCUUUGUCUUCAGUCUGCAUAUAAAAAACGUUGCCUUUGAUUGACAGGAGCUGAGAGGAGAACAUGACCGGUGUUUAUUUGUUUUAUUCAACGCUCACAUUUUUGAUAGUGCGCAAACGUGAUGAGUCAAUUUAAUUUGAAGGAGGAUGAAUUUUAUUGUCUCUAAUUUCGAUGACUGAUUAAUCUUCUGAGGAAUCUCUAAAUCAUGAAAGUCAGCAGUUUCUAGUCUUGUACUCGAAAUCGGUCUUGGUCUCUUGAUCACUUUCUGAAGGUCUCGGUCUCAGACUGGGCGGACUCCAGAUUUUAAACAACACCGCCACUGAUCAGCUAUUUUUCCACGUCAUUACUUUGAUACUAAAGAAAUCCCCCCUUUCUAAAAGAACAAUUAACUUUAAUUCAUUCAUAAUUAGAUUUGUAUCCCCCGGUUACGUCCCGGUCUUAAGGGCUGGAUGAGUGACACGGAGGCAAACAAGAUGAUGAUUUUUCGGUGAUAUUUAUGGUAUUGUCUCGGCCUGGCCCUGUCUUGGUCUUGACCCGGUCUUGAUAACUAAAUGUCUUGGUCUUGUCUCGGUCUCGGGUUUGUCUUGGUUUCAGUGGGUGUUGUUUUGACCACAACACUAGCUGUUUCUGCCUUUUCUGUUUCAUUUAGGAUAGAAAAUGAGGAGUAUUUUUCUCAGAUUAUUUGAGGACAUCAUUUUGGACUCUGUGAAAGAUCAUUAUUCACAUGUAUAGACAUUUUUAACGACUAACAGUAGAAUAAGGAGGACACUCAAACAGUGAAGAGUCUUCAGGGUGUGAGCACAGAAAGAGACCAGAAAGUAAGAACACUCAAUUAUGUCCUUUCAUGUCUUGAUCUGAGAGGAACAGCUGCGUGCAGACCGGCAGCGGACACAUUUCCAGAAAGAUCCUUCGGCAGCGUUCGUGAUGACAUUGAGCGAUUUUAUAGACCAAUCAAACGACCACCGUAGUUAAACAUUGUCCCUAAAAGAUUGUUGUCGCCCAAAUUUGAAUGAAGAGAUUUGCUCAUAUGACCAAAGACAAUGAAACUGAAGUCUGGAUCAGAAGGUACCUGAAGUAAAAGAAAAAGCAGCAGGUUAGCAGACAGUUAAAAGUAUUUAAUACUUUCACUUUGUGCACUCGAACCAACUCGAUUGAAUGAAUGAAUCAUUCUUAAAAAAAAAGUCCUCGAACAUGUGGAGGUUUUUGAUUCAGUGAUCUUUGAAUGUUUUAUUUCUUUGCUGCCUUUUUUAUGUUGUGUUGUGAGACAUUUCUGGAAACGAUAAGACCAAUACCUGGUACAAACAUUGUUUUAUUUAGCAGCUGAUUUUUUUCACUGUUUAUCUUUCUGUACAGUUUGUUAAGCUAAUAAGAUGACGCUCCGCCAUCUUCCAGGAUGGGUUUUUAGCAAGUAGAUAAAGAUGUUAAAAUGAAA